AUGGCCGCCAUGGUCCCCCCGGUGAAGCUGAAAUGGCUCGAGCAUCUCAACAGCUCCUGGAUCACGGAGGACAGCGAGUCCAUCGCCACGAGGGAGGGAGUCUCGGUCCUGUACGCAAAACUCGUCAGCAACAAAGAGGUGGUGCCCUUGCCCCAGCAGGUCCUCUGCCUCAAAGGGCCUCAGUUGCCGGACUUCGAACGGGAGUCCUUGUCCAGCGACGAGCAGGACCACUACCUGGAUGCGCUUCUCAGCAGCCAGCUGGCCCUGGCUAAGAUGGUGUGCUCCGACUCCCCGUUCGCCGGAGCCCUUCGGAAGCGGUUGCUCGUGCUGCAGAGGAUCUUUUACGCACUUUCUAACAAGUACCACGACAAGGGCAAGGUGAAGCAGCAGCAGCAUUCUCCGGAGAGCAGCUCCGGCUCCGCGGACAUCCAUUCCGUCAGCGAGCGGCCGAGGUCCAGCACCGACGCGCUGAUCGAGAUGGGGGUCCGCACGGGACUGAGCCUGCUGUUUGCGCUGCUGAGGCAGAGCUGGAUGAUGCCCGCCUCGGGCCCCGGGCUCAGCCUCUGCAACGACGUCAUCCACACGGCGAUAGAGGUGGUGAGUUCCUUGCCGCCCUUGUCCCUCGCCAACGAAAGCAAGAUCCCUCCCAUGGGACUGGACUGCCUCUCGCAAGUGACCACUUUCCUGAAAGGAGUGACGAUCCCAAACUCCGGGGCGGACACUCUCGGUCGGAGGCUGGCGUCCGAGCUGUUGCUCGGUCUGGCCGCCCAGCGCGGCUCUCUGAGGUACCUCUUGGAGUGGAUCGAGAUGGCCCUCGGGGCGUCGGCGGUGGUGAACACCAUGGAGAAGAACAAAACGCUGCAGACCCAAGAAGGGAUGAUCAGCUUCGACUGCUUCAUGAACAUACUCAUGCAAAUGAGGCGAUCGCUGGGAUCAUCCGCGGAUCGAAGUCAGUGGAGAGAACCGACAAGGACCUCGGAUGGCCUCUGCUCUCUCUACGAGGCGUCUCUGUGCCUCUUUGAGGAGGUUUGUCGCAUGGCAUCUGACUACUCCAGGACGUGCGCCAGCCCAGACAGCAUUCAGACGGGCGAUGCUCCCAUAGUUUCUGAGACCUGUGAAGUGUACGUCUGGGGCAGCAACAGCAGCCACCAACUUGUGGAAGGCACGCAAGAGAAGAUCCUUCAGCCCAAGCUGGCCCCCAGUUUUUCCGAUGCUCAGACAAUUGAAGCCGGACAGUAUUGCACUUUCGUCAUCUCUACGGACGGUUCUGUCCGAGCUUGUGGCAAAGGCAGUUACGGCAGGCUGGGCCUGGGCGACUCCAACAAUCAGUCCACUCUGAAGAAACUCACCUUCGAGCCUCACCGGUCGAUCAAAAAGGUGUCGUCCUCCAAAGGUUCUGAUGGCCACACGCUGGCGUUCACGACGGAAGGAGAAGUCUUCAGCUGGGGCGAUGGCGACUACGGGAAACUUGGGCACGGGAACAGCUCGACGCAAAAAUACCCCAAACUAAUCCAGGGCCCUUUGCAAGGAAAGGUAGUUGUGUGCGUGUCAGCUGGAUACCGACACAGUGCCGCCGUUACGGAAGAUGGCGAAUUAUAUACUUGGGGCGAAGGCGACUUUGGUAGACUAGGUCACGGUGACAGCAACAGCCGAAACAUUCCAACUUUAGUCAAAGAUAUUAGCAACGUAGGAGAGGUUUCCUGUGGCAGCUCGCAUACCAUCGCUUUAUCCAAAGACGGGCGGACGGUGUGGUCGUUUGGAGGAGGAGAUAACGGCAAGCUUGGUCACGGUGACACCAACCGUGUCUAUAAACCUAAAGUGAUCGAAGCCCUGCAAGGAAUGUUCAUACGGAAGGUUUGUGCCGGAAGUCAGUCAUCGCUGGCGCUCACAUCGACGGGGCAGGUGUACGCCUGGGGCUGCGGCGCCUGCCUCGGAUGUGGCUCCUCAGAAGCAACCGCGCUCCGGCCCAAGUUGAUUGAAGAGCUUGCCGCGACGCGGAUCGUGGACAUCUCCAUCGGGGACAGCCACUGCCUGGCUCUCUCCCAUGAUAAUGAGGUUUACGCGUGGGGCAACAAUUCCAUGGGUCAGUGCGGCCAGGGGAAUUCCACGGGUCCCCUCACGAAGCCCAAGAAGGGGAGCGGUCUCGACGGAGUGGCCAUCCAGCAGAUCUCGGCCGGGACCUCCCACAGCCUGGCCUGGACAGCCCUGCCUAGAGACAGGCAAGUCGUGGCCUGGCACAGGCCUUACUGUGUGGACCUCGAAGAAAGCACCUUCUCCCACCUCCGUUCCUUUCUCGAGCAGUACUGUGACAAAAUCAACAGCGAGGUCCCACCUUUGCCCUUCCCUUCGUCCAGGGAGCACCACAAUUUCUUGAAGCUCUGCCUGAAGCUGCUUUCCAAUCACCUCGCUCUGGCAUUGGCCGGGGGAGUCGCCACCAGCAUUCUCGGGAGGCAGGCCGGCCCGCUUCGGAAUUUAUUGUUUAGACUGAUGGACUCCUCCGUCCCAGACGAAAUACAGGAGGUGGUCAUAGAGACCCUGUCGGUAGGAGCCACAAUGCUGCUGCCGCCUUUGAGAGAGAGAAUGGAACUGCUGCACUCGCUCCUCCCCCAGGGGCCCGACAGGUGGGAGAGCCUGUCGAAAGGGCAGAGAAUGCAGUUGGAUAUCAUACUGACGAGUUUGCAGGAUCAUACUCACGUCGCAUCCUUACUUGGCUACAGCUCGCCGUCUGACGCCACCGACGUUUCCUCUCUGUGUAUUGCUUAUGGGAAUAUCUCUGAUCCAGUGUAUAGCGCCCAGAGUAACCAUCCGGACACUCACCUAGCUGAAAUUUUAAUGAAGACUCUCUUGCGGAAUUUAGGGUUCUAUACAGACCAGGCAUUUGGAGAGCUGGAGAAGAACAGCGACAAGUUCCUGCUGGGGACGUCCUCCUCCGAGAACAGCCAGCCGGCCCACCUUCACGAGCUGCUGUGCUCCCUGCAGAAGCAACUGCUGGCGUACUGCCACAUCAACAGCGUGAGCGAGACCUCCAGCAGCGUGGCGCUCCUCCACAAGCACCUCCAGCUUCUCCUUCCUCAUGCCACAGACAUCUACUCCCGAUCCGCCACUCUGCUAAAGGAAAGCUCUUGGAACGGCAGCGUCGGGGAAAAGCUGAGAGAUGUCGUCUACGUGUCCGCCGCCGGGAGCAUGCUCUGCCAGAUCGCAAACGCCCUGCUGCUGCUCCCUGUGUCCGUCGCCCGGCCUCUCUUGAGCUACCUUCUCGACCUGCUGCCCCCUCUUGACCGCCUGAAUAGACUGCUGCCGGCUGCCGCCCUUUUAGAAGACCAGGAGCUGCAGUGGCCUCUUCACGGUGGGCCAGAACUUGUCGAUCCCGCCGGAGUGCCCUUACCGCAGCCAGCCCAGUCAUGGGUGUGGCUGGUUGACCUGGAGAGGACCAUCGCUCUGCUUAUUGGCCGCUGUCUCGGUGGAAUGCUGCAGGGCUCUCCCGUGUCUCCAGAGGAGCAAGAUACCGCUUACUGGUUGAAAACACCGCUGUUCAGCGAUGGAGUCGAAAUGGAUAUCCCACAGCUGGACAAAUCCAUGAGCUCCUUGUUGGAGGUGGCCCUCUCCGGAAACGAAGAGCAGAAGCCGUUCGAUUACAAGCUUCACCCGGGAGUCUCGGUCUUUGUGGACUUGGCCUUGGGCUGUGCCAAGGAGCCCGCCCGGAGCCUCUGGAUGAGCAUGCAAGACUACGCCAUCAGCAAAGAUUGGGACAGCGCCACCUUGAGCAACGAGUCGCUUCUGGAUACCGUGUCUAGAUUUGUUCUCGCUGCUCUGCUGAAACAUACGAAUUUACUUAGUCAAGCAAGUGGCGAGAGCAGGUAUCAGCCUGGCAAAGCGCUAGUAGAGGUCUACCGGUGCGUCUACAAGGUCCGGAGUCGUUUGUUGGCUUGCAAGAACAUGGAACUUAUUCAGACGAGGUCAUCCUCGAGAGAGAGAUGGAUGUCGGAAAAUCCGGACUCUGCCGACCGCGAGGGCCAGGAGCACUCCUUCACCCGGACCAUCGAUGAAGAGGCGGAAAUGGAAGAGCAGGCGGAACGGGAGCGCGGGGAGGGGCACCUGGAGCAAGAAGACGAAGAGGAGGAGCGGGAGCACGAAGUGAUGACCGCAGGCAAAAUAUUUCAAUGUUUCCUAUCAGCCCGUGAGGUCGCCCGCAGCCGGGACCGGGAGCGAAUCAACGGCGGGGCAGGGGUUCGAGCGGACGAGCAGCCCCCUCAGUCCCAGCCAGAGCGCCGAGGCAGCGGAGACCUCCCCGAGGGGCAGGACGUGUACACGGCCGCCUGCAACUCUGUGAUCCACAGGUGCGCCCUGCUGAUCUUGGGGGUCAGCCCCGUGAUCGAGGAGCUGCAGAAACGCAGGGAGGAGGGGCAGCUGCAGCAGCCGUCGGCAGGCACCCCAGAAGGGACCGGGCUGAUGACCAGAAGUGAGAGUCUUACCGCAGAGAGCCGGUCGGUCCACUCCACUUCCAGUUACAAACUGAUGAAAUCCAGGAGCGAAUCUGAUUUAUCUCAGCCUGAAUCAGACGAAGAGGGUUAUUCACUGAGCGGAAGGCGAAAUGUGGAUUUGGACUUGGCGUCAUCGCACAGGAAGAGGGGAGUCGUCCACAGCCCGAUGGAAGCCCUGAGCGACUCGUGGACGCGGCUGAAGCACAGCAGGGACUGGCUGUACAGUUCCACCUGUUCGUUCGGGGAGUCGGAUAUCGAUUUCACCAAGUCCGUCGGAGUCCACACCCUGAUCGAGAACGUCGUCAGCUUCGUGAGCGGAGACGUGGGCAACCCCCCAGGCUUUAAGGAGCCCGAAGAAAGCAUGUCGACGAGUCCCCAGGCCUACAUUGUCGCCAUGGAGCAGCAGCAGCUGAGAGCGGAGCUGCGUCUGGAAGCCCUCCAUCAGAUCCUGGUGCUGCUUUCCGGGAUGGAAGAGAAAGGCAGCGCCCCCUCGGGUGGGAGCCGCCAGGGGCCAGGGUUUCCGUCUUCCUCGCUCCUCACGUCCGUGAGGCUGCAAUUCCUGGCCGGGUGCUUCGGCCUGGGUACCGUUGGGCAUGCAGGAGCCAAAGGGGAGAGCAUCCGUCUCCAUCAUUAUCAGGACGGCAUCAGGGCAGCAAAAAGGAGCAUCCAGACCGAGAUCCAGGUGGCCGUGCAUAAGAUUUACCAGCAGUUAUCCGCCACGCUGGAAAGAGCACUGCAGGCAAAUAAGCACCACAUAGAGGCACAGCAGCGCCUCCUGCUGGUGACCGUCUUUGCCUUGAGCGUUCACUACCAGCCGGUCGACGUCUCCUUGGCCACCUCCACCGGCCUGCUGAGCCUCCUGUCCCAGCUGUGCGGCACGGACACCAUGCUCGGCCAGCCGCUGCAACUCUUGCCCAAAAGCGGCGUCUCCCAGCUCAGCACGGCUCUAAAAGUGGCCAGCACCAGACUCCUCCAGAUCUUGGCCAUCACCACAGGCACCUAUGCGGAUAAGCUGAGUCCCAAAGUGGUCCAGUCCCUGCUGGACCUGCUGUGCAGUCAGCUGAAGAACCUCCUGUCGCAAGCCGGGGUGAUGCUCCUGGCUUCCUUCGGAGAGAAAGAAGGCGGGGAAGAGGAGGAGGAGGAGGAGGAAAAGGCUGAGGCCAAUGGAGAGAGCGAGAGGAAGGACUUCAGAGUGGCCCUGCGAAAACAGCACGCCGCGGAAUUACACCUCGGAGACUUCCUGGUUUUUCUUCGGAGGGUUGUUUCUUCCAAAGCCAUCCAGUCAAAAAUGGCUUCUCCGAAGUGGACAGAGGUGCUUCUGAACAUUGCCUCUCAGAAAUGCUGCUCAGGUGUGCCCUUGGUUGGCAACCUGAGAACCCGGCUACUCGCCUUGCACGUGCUGGAGGCCGUCCUGCCUGCCUGUGAAUCGGGCGUGGAAGAUGAUCAGAUGGCGCAGGUAGUGGAACGUCUGUUCUCCCUUCUGUCGGACUGCAUGUGGGAGAGCCCCGUUGCUCAAGCCAAGCACACGAUUCAGGUCAAAGAGAAGGAGCAAGAAAUGAAGCUGCAGCUCGGAGCUCCAAAGCAGGGAGAGUCUGAAGAGGAGGACGAGAACCUGCCCAUCCAGGAGGUGUCGUUUGACCCCGAGAAAGCCCAGUGCUGCAUCGUGGAGAACGGCCAGAUCUUAACUCACGGCAGCGGAGGGAAGGGCUACGGAUUAGCGUCCACUGGAGUCACUUCGGGUUGUUAUCAGUGGAAGUUCUACAUUGUGAAGGAGAACCGCGGCAACGAAGGCACGUGUGUCGGCGUGUCUCGGUGGCCGGUCCACGAUUUCAAUCAUCGCACCACCUCCGACAUGUGGCUGUACAGAGCGUAUAGUGGCAAUCUCUACCACAACGGGGAGCAGACCUUGACCCUGACCAGCUUCACCCAGGGGGACUUCAUCACGUGUGUUCUGGACAUGGAAGCUAGGACCAUUUCCUUCGGUUAUAACGGAGAGGAGCCCAAACUGGCUUUUGAAGACGUGGAUGCUGCAGAAUUAUACCCUUGCGUGAUGUUUUAUAGCAGCAACCCUGGAGAAAAGGUCAAGAUCUGCGACAUGCAGAUGCGCGGCACCCCACGGGACCUGCUCCCCGGGGACCCCAUCUGCAGUCCCGUCGCUGCCGUGCUGGCGGAGGCCACGAUCCAGCUCAUCCGCAUCCUCCACCGAACGGACCGGUGGACGCACUGCAUCAACAAGAAGAUGGUGGAGCGGCUCCGCAAGAUCAAGACCUGCCUGAAAGACGGGGUCCAGAAGCUGAAGAAGAGCCGUUCCCUGCAGAGCCGGGAGGAGAACGAGGCCCGGGAGGAGAAGGAGGAGGGCAAGGAGGAGGAGAAGGGCAAGCACGGCAGCCGGCACGGCCUGGCCGACCUCUCCGAACCCCAGCUGAAGACCCUCUGCGUGGAGGUGUGGCCCGUGCUGGCCGUGAUCGGCGGGGUCGACGCGGGGCUCCGCGUGGGGGGCCGCUGCGUCCACAGGCAGACGGGGCGCCACGCCACCUUGCUGGGCGUGGUCAAAGAGGGCAGCACGUCCGCCAAGGUCCAGUGGGACGAAGCGGAGAUCACCAUCAGCUUCCCAACUUUUUGGUCGCCUAGUGAUACGCCCCUGUAUAACCUGGAACCUUGCGAGCCACUGCCCUUUGACGUCGCGAGGUUUCGGGGACUGACCGCCGCCGUGUUGCUGGACCUGACCUACCUGACCGGCAUCCACGAGGACCUGGGGAAGCAGAGCGCCAAGAGACAUGAGAAGAAGCACAAGCACGACUUGGAAGACAAAGGAGGAGACGCAGACCUGAGAACGGAAGGGGACUCCUCAUCGGAGGCGCGCUCGGUGCCGAGCACCGAGGACCUGAAAGGACACGGAGCCACGAGCUCAAAAUCGGACAGCGAAGUCGCUUCCUUUUCUUUAGAAUCCGUUUCCUUAGGUGCAGAUGGCCAGCAUCCAAAUACGGAAGGCAAAAGAAAGAAUCACGAACACGCUUCCAAAAAUCACGACGUGGUACAAUCAGAAAUCCGGGCGGUGCAGCUGUCCUACCUUUACCUCGGGGCGAUGAAAUCGCUCAGCACCCUUCUCAGCUGCAGUAAAUACGCCGAACUGUUGCUAAUCCCGAAAGUCCUGGCGGAGAGCGGCCACAACUCCGACUGCGCCAGUUCCCCCAUCGUCCACGAAGACGUCGAGAUGCGCGCCGCCUUGCAGUUCUUGAUGCGCCAUAUGGUGAAGCGGGCAGUCAUGCGCUCUCCCAUCAAAAGGGCGCUCGGGCUGGCGGACCUGGAGCGGGCGCAAGCCAUGAUCUACAAACUGGUGGUUCACGGGCUGCUGGAGGACCAGAGCGGCAGCAGGAUUAAACCAGAAGUGGACCAGCAAGCUGAAGAGAACGACCCAGCUCAGCAGGCCCAGACCCCGGUCACAACGAGCCCUUCCGCUUCCAGCACGACUUCUUUCAUGAGCAGCUCUCUGGAAGACACCACGACGGCCACCACGCCGGUCACGGACACGGAAACGGUUCCUGCCUCCGAGUCGCCGGGCGUGAUGCCUCUCAGCCUCCUUAGGCAAAUGUUCUCAAGCUACCCAACGACGACGGUGCUUCCGACGAGGCGUGCGCAGACCCCUCCCAUCUCCUCCUUGCCAACGUCACCCUCCGACGAGGUGGGCCGGAGACAAAGCCUCACCUCUCCCGACUCUCAGUCCGCAAGGCCCACCAACCGCACAGCUUUAUCAGACCCGAGCAGCCGCCUUUCAACAUCUCCUCCGCCCCCUGCGAUUGCGGUGCCGUUGUUAGAGAUGGGGUUCUCCCUCCGGCAGAUUGCAAAAGCGAUGGAAGCCACAGGCGCCAGAGGGGAAGCGGACGCCCAGAAUAUCACAGUCCUGGCCAUGUGGAUGAUUGAGCAUCCCGGGAACGAGGAAGAUGAAGAGCCUCAGUCGGAAGAAACGGCGGACCCACGCCACGGAUCAGUCGUCUCCGGGGGCAGCGGGAAGUCUAGCGAGCAGGGCUACUUGCAGUCUCCCGGAGACAUCCCUUCCGCCGACGCCACUGAAAUGGAGGAAGGCUUCAGCGAAAGCCACGAGAACAUGGACCACGCAGAAAACGCGGCCUCUGGAAGCGGACCGGCUUCGAGGGGCCGGUCGGCAGUGACGAGGAGGCACAAAUUUGACUUGGCAGCUCGGACGCUGUUGGCACGUGCUGCGGGAUUGUACCGCUCUGUACAGGCUCACAGGAACCAGACUCGGAGGGAGGGGAUCUCCUUGCCGCAGGACCCCGGAGCGCUGUAUGACUUCAACUUGGACGAGGAGCUGGAAAUCGACCUGGAUGACGAGGCCAUGGAGGCCAUGUUUGGGCAAGACCUGGCCAGCGAGAACGACAUUCUGGGAAUGUGGAUCCCAGAGCAUGUAUGUGAGUCGGAAGACCGGGAAGAAGUCGUCGUGUGCGAGCUGUGCGAGUCCAGCGUCGUCAGCUUCAACCAGCACAUGAAAAGGAACCACCCGGGCUGCGGGCGCAGCGCAAACCGGCAGGGGUACCGCAGCAAUGGCUCUUAUGUGGACGGAUGGUUCGGGGGCGAAUGCGGAAGCGGGAAUCCCUACUACCUCUUGUGCGGCAGCUGCCGGGAGAAGUAUUUGGCCCUGAAGAGCAAGUCCAAGACCUCGGCCUCAGAAAGGUACAAAGGGCAGGCACCGGACCUGAUUGGGAAGCAAGACAGCGUCUACGAAGAAGACUGGGACAUGCUGGAUGUUGACGAGGACGAAAAACUGACCGGCGAGGAGGAAUUCGAACUCUUGGCUGGACCCCUCGGGUUAAAUGAUCGCCGCAUCGUGCCCGAGCCCGUUCAGUUUCCAGACAGCGAUCCGCUGGGCGCCUCCGUCGCCAUGGUCACAGCCACGAACAGCAUGGAGGAAACCUUGAUGCAAAUCGGCUGCCAUGGUUCCAUCGAGAAGAGCUCCGCAGGCAGAAUCACCCUGGGGGAGCAGGCCGCGGCCCUGGGCAACCCGCACGAUCGCAUCAUGGCCCUGCGGAGGGUGACGGCUGCGGCGCAGGUCCUCCUGGCCCGGACGAUGGUGAUGCGGGCCUUGUCCUUGCUGUCGGUCAGCGGUUCCAGUUGCAGCCUUGCCGCCGGCCUGGAGUCCCUGGGCCUCACCGACAUCCGGACCCUGGUGCGCUUGAUGUGCCUGGCCGCGGCCGGGAGGGCGGGCCUCUCCACCAGCUCCUGCGUGGCGUCCGCCUCCUCGGAGAGGUCUCGCGGAGUGCAUAGCAAGAUGAGCAAGCCCAUUUCCUGCCUGGCCUACCUCAGCACGGCCGUGGGGUGCCUGGCUUCCAACACCCCGAGCGCCGCCAAGCUGCUGGUCCAGCUGUGUACCCAGAACCUGAUUUCAGCAGCGACAGGUGUUAACUUGACCACGGUGGACGACCCGAUGCAGCGGAAAUUCCUGCCCAGCUUCCUGCGAGGGAUAGCAGAAGAGAACAAGCUUGUGACGUCUCCCAACUUUGUGGUGACCCAAGCCCUCGUGGCCUUGUUGGCAGACAAAGGGGCCAGGCUGCGGCCCCAUUACGACAAAGCGGAAGUGGAAAAGAAAGGCCCCCUGGAGCUGGCCAACGCACUAGCCGCUUGCUGCCUCUCUUCAAGGUUGUCCUCACAGCACCGGCAGUGGGCCGCCCAGCAGCUCGUGCGGACCCUGGCCGCUCACGACCGGGACAACCAGGCCAGCCCCCAGACCCUGGCGGACAUGGGUGGAGACCUGCGCAAGUGCUCCUUCGUCAAGCUGGAGGCUCACCAGAACAGGGUAAGGCGAGAAUCCCCAUUCCGGGAAAAUCGUGGGAAAGGCCUCUUGGAUACUCAGCCUCACUGGGUGUCCGCGCUCACGUGGCCCGAGGAAAGUCCGGCGACAGCCUGGACGGGAGAGACUCCGGAAUUGUUGCUCGUCGGACGCAUAGACGGGUCUCUUGGGCUGAUUGAAGUUUCAGAUAUUUCUACCAUGCGCAGAGUAGAACUGGAGCACUGCUACCGGAAGGACGUGUCCGUCACCUGCCUGGCCUGGUUCAGUGAAGACAAGCCUUUUGCGAUCGGCUAUCUGGAUGGGAAGCUGCUGAUAGGGACGAGGGAGCCGCUGGAGAAAGGAGGGAUUGUUCUGGUUGAUGCACACAAGGACACGAUCGUCAGCAUGAAGUGGGACCCGACUGGGAAGAUACUCAUGACGUGUGCAAAGGAAGAAUCGGUCAAGCUCUGGGGACACUUGGGGGGUUGCUGGCAGCACCUGUACUCCCUUUCCCACCCAGCGGUCGUGAACACCGUUGCCUGGUGCAGCCAGCCCGGGAAAGGACCCAGGCCGCAGCUCCUUCUGGCUACAGGCUGCCAGAACGGCUCGCUGUGUGUUUGGGCCAUCCCCCAAGACGAGACGGUCUCACUGCAGCCCAGUUUGAGUUGCUCAGGCGGAUGGUGGGAUGAGGAGAUGAGCGGCAAGGCGGCAUACAGGACGCUAGCAGAAGCCAAGUGCAUCUAUCAGCUGAAAGGGCACAUCACACCUGUCCGGACGGUGGUCUUCAGUUCCGACGGACUCACCUUGGUGUCCGGCGGACUCGGUGGCCUGAUGAAUAUUUGGUCUCUACGGGACGGCUCCGUCUUGCAGAGUGUCGUGAUAGGUUCGGGAGCGAUACAGACGACCGUGUGGAUCCCGGAGGUUGGUGUGGCUGCUUGUUCCAGUAGAUCAAAGGACGUGCUGGUGGUGAACUGCACAGCGGACUGGAUCUCCUCCUGCCACAUCCUCGCCACGUGCCGGACGGCCCUGAAGCAGCAGGGGAUCCUGGGACUCAACAUGGCUCCUUGCAUGAGGGCUUUCCUCGAGCGCCUGCCCUUGAUGCUGCAGGAGCAGUACGCCUACGAGAAGCCCCACGUGGUUUGCGGAGACCAGCUCGUCCACAGCCCGUACAUGCAGUGCCUGGCCUCCCUGGCCGUGGGCCUCCACCUCGACCAGCUCUUGUGCAAUCCGCCCGUCCCGCCUCAUCACCGCUCCUGCCCGCCCGAUCCCUCCGCGUGGAACCCGACGGAGUGGGCCUGGCUGGAAUGCUUCUCGACCACCAUCAAAGCUGCCGAGGCGCUGGCCAAGGGGGCCCAGUUCCCAGAAUCCUUCACAGUCCCAGACCUGGAGCCCGUGCCGGAGGAUGAGCUGGCACUCCUGAUGGACAACGGGAAGUGGAUCAACGGGAUGGACGAGCAGAUUAUGUCCUGGGCGACGUCACGGCCUGAGGAUUGGCACCUUGGUGGGAAGUGCGACGUGUCCCUCUGGGGAGCCGGCCGGCACGGGCAGUUAGCCGAGGCCGGACGCAACGUUUUGGUACCUGUGUCGGCGCCAUCCUUCUCACAAGCUCAGCAGGUCAUUUGUGGUCAAAACUGUACAUUUGUUAUUCAAGCCAAUGGAACGGUUUUGGCCUGCGGAGAAGGGAGUUACGGUCGGCUGGGGCAAGGCAACUCGGACGAUCUCCACGUCCUCACCGUGAUAUCAGCGCUUCAAGGCUUUGUGGUGACCCAGCUGGUGACAUCCUGUGGCUCUGAUGGGCACUCCAUGGCUUUAACAGAGAGCGGCGAAGUUUUCAGCUGGGGGGACGGCGAUUAUGGCAAACUGGGCCACGGCAACAGCGACCGGCAGCGCCGACCCCGGCAGAUCGAGGCCCUGCAAGGAGAAGAAGUGGUGCAGAUGUCCUGCGGCUUCAAGCACUCUGCGGUGGUGACGGCCGACGGCAAGCUCUUCACGUUUGGGAAUGGCGACUACGGCCGACUGGGGCUGGGGAACACGUCCAACAAGAAGCUCCCCGAGAGAGUGACCGCCCUGGAAGGCUAUCAGAUCGGAGAGGUGGCCUGUGGGCUGAACCACACCAUCGCUGUGUCCACGGACGGCUCGAUGGUCUGGGCGUUUGGCGACGGGGACUACGGGAAACUCGGCCUGGGGAACUCCACAGCCAAAUCCUCACCGCAGAAAGUAGAUAUUCUUUGCGGGAUUGGAAUCAAGAAGGUGGCGUGUGGGACCCAGUUUUCCGUGGCGCUGACAAAAGACGGGCACGUGUACACGUUUGGGCAAGACCGUCUGAUCGGCUUGCCAGAAGGCAGAGCCCGAAACCACAAUCGCCCGCAGCAAGUUCCAGCCUUAUCAGGGAUCUUUGUCGAGGAUGUUGCUGUCGGGGCCGAACACACCCUCGCCUUGACCUCUUCGGGGGACGUCUACGCCUGGGGGAGCAACUCAGAAGGGCAGCUGGGCUUACCCGAUGCCAUCCCGCCGCAGUACGGGGCCCUGAAGGAGGUCAGCAUCCACACCGUCCGGGCCCGGCUGCGGCUGCUGUACCACUUCUCUGACCUCAUGUAUUCUUCCUGGCGCUUGCUGAACCUCAGUCCCAACAAUCAGAACAGCGCCUCCCAUUACAAUGCUGGAACGUGGGGGAUCGUCCAAGGGCAGCUGCGGCCGUUGCUGGCGCCGAGGGUUUACACGCUGCCCAUGGUCCGCUCCAUCGGGAAGACGAUGGUCCAGGGGAAGAACUACGGGCCCCAGAUCACCGUCAAGAGGAUCUCGACCAGAGGUCGGAAGUGCAAGCCGAUUUUCGUCCAGAUCGCCCGGCAGGUGGUCAAGCUCAACGCCUCCGACCUCCGCUUGCCCUCCCGUGCCUGGAAAGUGAAGCUGGUGGGCGAAGGUGCCGACGACGCCGGGGGCGUCUUUGAUGACACCAUCACAGAAAUGUGCCAGGAACUGGAGAUGGGCGUCGUAGACCUCCUGAUUCCUUCCCCCAACGCAACCGCGGAAGUUGGCUACAACAGAGAUCGGUUCCUCUUCAACCCUUCCGCCUGCCUGGACGAGCACCUGCUGCAGUUCAAGUUCCUGGGCAUCCUGAUGGGCGUGGCCAUCCGCACCAAGAAGCCCCUGGACCUCCACCUGGCCCCGCUGGUCUGGAAGCAGCUCUGCUGCAUCCCGCUGGCCUUGGAGGACCUCGAGGAGGUGGAUCUCCUCUACGUGCAGACCCUCAACAGCAUUCUUCACAUUGAAGACAGCGGCAUCAUGGAGGAGAAUUUCCACGAGAUGAUUCCUCUGGAUUCUUUUGUGGGCCAGAGCGCAGACGGGAAAAUGGUUCCCAUCAUCCCCGGCGGGAACAGCAUCCCCCUGACCUUUUCCAACAGGAAGGAGUACGUGGAGAGAGCCAUCGAGUACCGGCUCCACGAGAUGGACCGCCAGGUGGCCGCAGUGCGGGAGGGGAUGUCGUGGAUCGUCCCGGUCCCUCUGCUCUCCCUCCUGACCGCCAAGCAGCUGGAGCAGAUGGUCUGCGGGAUGCCCGAGAUCUCCGUCGACGUCCUGAAGAAGGUGGUGCGCUACAGGGAGGUCGACGAGCAGCACCAGCUGGUCCAGUGGUUCUGGCACACCCUGGAGGAGUUCUCCAACGAGGAGCGAGUCCUCUUCAUGAGGUUCGUCUCGGGAAGAUCUCGCCUGCCAGCCAACACGGCGGAUAUCUCUCAGCGUUUCCAAAUAAUGAAGGUGGAUCGGCCUUACGACAGCUUGCCUACCUCACAGACCUGCUUCUUUCAACUGAGGCUCCCUCCCUAUUCCAGUCAGCCAAUCAUGGCCGAGCGUCUGCGCUACGCAAUCAACAACUGCAGGUCGAUCGACAUGGACAAUUACAUGCUGUCCCGGAACGUGGACAACGCCGAGGGCUCGGACACAGACUAUUAACUCUGUGCGCACACCCACUCCCCCACCCUCCACGGAAAUCAUCUUUUCUUUUCUUCCUCUCUUGCACAUAGUGUCCCAUCUUGGAGUUCAAUGUUGACACCAUUUUACGGUAACGAUAGAUGUUUUAGAAACCGACCGACCAGUGGCCACGUUUUUAGUUAACGAUAAAUGUGAUGAAACUUAGACGUGUUUUAUUUUUUUGUGAUUGUAAACAAAGGAAAGCAAAAGUGAGAUCAAC
This is a messenger RNA of Gekko japonicus, 14449 nucleotides long. RefSeq names its product HECT and RLD domain containing E3 ubiquitin protein ligase family member 1 (gene HERC1). Gene Ontology annotation, molecular function: ubiquitin-protein transferase activity; protein binding. The transcript has 74 exons. Bases 1 to 14211 code for a protein of 4736 amino acids. Lineage: Eukaryota; Metazoa; Chordata; Lepidosauria; Squamata; Gekkonidae. The record is from RefSeq and is a predicted model, not a curated record.